Solanum verrucosum is the source of this 1719-nucleotide messenger RNA. Its product is annotated as protein NRT1/ PTR FAMILY 2.3-like. Bases 1 to 1719 code for a protein of 572 amino acids. The transcript has 4 exons. Gene Ontology annotation, biological process: transmembrane transport; oligopeptide transport. The record is from RefSeq and is a predicted model, not a curated record. Gene Ontology annotation, molecular function: transmembrane transporter activity. Lineage: Eukaryota; Viridiplantae; Streptophyta; Magnoliopsida; Solanales; Solanaceae. Gene Ontology annotation, cellular component: plasma membrane.
AUGGAGAAAUCAGUCCAGACGUUUGUAAAUGAAGCACCACCAAAUCAUCUCCACUCUUCUACCAACACCAACAACAAUGGCGGUUGGAUUUCAUUUCCCUUCAUCAUAGGGAGUAUGGCAGGAUUAUCAUUGGCAGCAGCAGGAUGGAAUAACAACUUAAUAGUGUAUUUGAUAGAAGAAUUCAAUAUGAAUAGUGUGAGUGCUGCUAAAGUGUACAACAUGGCUAAUGGGUGCAGCACUAUUUUUCCUAUUUUGGGGGCUGUCGUCGCUGAUUCUUUUCUCGGCUGUUUCUCCGUCAUAUGGAUUUCUUCUUUCAUCUCUUUGCUGGGAGUGUUGCUUCUCACCUUCACAGCAGUCAUUGACACAUUGAGACCUCCAAAAUGCUUUGAUGGUUCAAAUGAGUGCAGAAAUGCAUCAACAUUCCAUCUUACAAUCUUAUAUGCAGCUUUAGCUCUAGCAUAUUUGGGAAACGGAGGAACACGUUUCACCAUUGGAUCAAUGGGAGCGAAUCAAUUUCAUAAGCCAAAUCAUCAAGCGAUUUUCUUCAAUUGGUAUACUUUUGCGCUCUACACAUCUAAUGUCAUUGGUAGCACAGUCCUUUUGUAUAUUGAGGACAACGUUAGUUGGGUACUUGGGUUCGCCAUCUGUGUCGCCUUCAACAUACUUGGCUUGGCUAUUUUCUUGUCUGGACGCUCUUUCUAUCGCCAUAUUGAGGCACAACAAGAAAGCCCUUUCAUGAGUUUGGCUCGAGUUGCCGUUGCUGCUAUCAGGAAGCAUAGAGAACCGUUGUCAUUAGGAGGUGAAGAUUAUUAUCAUGGCAUGACAAAACAGGACAGUGCAACAAGUGCUCAUGACCUCACAAAUCCUAGCAAAUUCUUCAGGUUCCUGAACAGAGCAGCUUUGAUCACAGAAGGAGAUAAGAAACCGGACAGAGUUGCUGCUGAGCCAUGGAGACUAUGUACAGUGCAACAAGUAGAAGAUCUCAAAAUCCUGAUAAAGCUUUUUCCAAUAUGGACUACUGGUUUGCUUCUAUGCACCCCACUAGUCAUACAAACCAGUUUAGCAAUCCUCCAGGCCCUGAAAAUGGACCGGCAUUUAGGAUCGAAUUUCAAAAUCCCAGCUGGUUCUGUUAUAGUCUUCACGAUGAUCUCCACGUGCAUAACAAUAACAUUCAUGGACCGAGUCCUAUCCCCCUUGUUGACUAAACGCAUCCGUACUUCUCUGACACCGCUCCAACUGGUUGGGAUAGGACACGUGUUGACGGUCGUCAGCAUGGUCCUAUCCGCCCUGGUAGAGUCAAAGAGGAUAAAAUUGGACAAAUCCCACCACCAAAAUAGUGUUGUGGUGCCAAUGUCAGUCUUCUGGCUGGCACCACAACUAGCUAUUUCAGGUAUCGGGCUAGCUUUUCAUUCUCCAGGAUACGUCGGAUUUUAUUACCAAGAGUUUCCAGGGUCGUUGAAAAGCACGUCUACCGCAGUUGUGGCGGUUUUUAUGGGAGUGGCAUUUUAUCUAGGGAAUGGAGUGAUGGAUUUGGUUCAAAAAGUGACAGGAUGGUUGCCUGAGAAUAUAAAUAAUGGUAGGUUGGAUAAUGUUUUCUGGGUGAUUAGUGUUUUAGGAGCUUUAAACUUUGUGUAUUAUGUUGUAUGUGCUUCAUUGUACGAGUAUAAAAAUGUUGACAAGGAAGUGAAUGAUUCUAUCGACAAAGUAGAUGGAAAUUAG